AUGGUCGAUGUUGACAUUCUAGACUCGACAGGCCAUAAUGAGGCCCCUUCCGACAACAAGGAAGAGAUGAAUAUUGUCUCUGAUAUGAUUCGAUUCCGGAAAGAUCCUGUUCAGUUUAUGAAGAACCUCAAUCAGCACAUUGCCGGCUCCUCAUGGCGUGGUUAUGAUGAGUAUUUUGGUCAUCCAUUGUAUUAUCCAGAGGUCACAGAAGACGUGAUUAACCGAACUCUCCAUCAUCCAGUUCUCCAGAAGCGUAUCAAAGAUCUUGUGGAGAUCAGGAUGCAAAAGGAACAGAGCUGGAUAUUGACUGCCAACCAGCGAUUAGCGCGAAAGGAAGAGUUUACGUCUUGGAUCACGUAUAUCGCCGAGGGCCUAAUUGCUAAAGGAAUAGCUACCUAUGAUCAUAAAUCGAUUUUGAAGUUCAUGUACUUUGUUGUGGGACAAAUUUUUGCUCGUUGUUAUCAUCAAGGUGUUCAUAUAAACUCCGAAGAGGUUGCUAGAAUAAGAGCCAAGGCCAAAGAAUUACAAGCCAAAAAGCAGAGUCUUGUAUUCCUACCAUGUCAUAAGUCGCAUUUCGACUACAUGGCCAUGCAAUUCAUUUGUUUCCGUAUAGGACUAUCACUCCCUGUAGUGGUUGCCGGUGAAAACUUGAAUCUGCCCAUUCUUGGUUAUAUGCUUCAACAAGUGGGUGCAAUGUUCAUCCGUAGAGGCAACUGGUCCCAGGACUACUUGUAUCAGGGUGUCGUACAAUCAUAUCUUGAAACUAUCCUCAAAGAAGGAUAUAAUCUUCAAUGUUUUAUUGAGGGUACUAGAUCCAGAUCUGGAAAACUCCUGCCUCCUAAAUUCGGUAUUCUGAAGUAUAUUCUCGAUUCCAUUCUGAACGGACAUAUCCAAGACACGUGGAUUUGUCCUGUGUCUACCCAAUAUGACAAGGUAGUUGAAGCCAACUCCUAUGCAACUGAGCUUCUUGGAAAAGAAAAAAUCCAAGAGUCAUUAAUGGGAUUCCUGGAUUCCCGUAAAGUGCUAUCUUUACGAAUGGGCCGACUAGACGUGCGAUUCCACGAUCCUUGGUCUUUGAAAGGCUGGGUCAUUGACCAGCUUUCGUCUGACGCUGAAAUCAGAGCUCUAAGCUUCCCGUUAGAGAGACCACUGGCAAAGAACACCCAUACUAAAGUCUUGAGAUCGUUAGGUUACCGAAUUUUGGCGGAUAUUAACAAAGUAUCGGUUGUCAUGCCCACUUCUUUAGUGGGUACUAUUCUGUUGACCUGUUCAGAGAGAGGUUUGAGUAUGAAUCAACUGAGUCGAAGAAUUGACUGGCUCAUUACCAAAGUCCACGAAGCUGGUGGCAGAAUUGGUACUCUGACAACUAAUUACAAUAGCGGUAGCGAUCCUCAUUUCAAAGACCCCGAAGCUGUCAUUCUGAAUGCCCUACGAGUCUUGGGAACUGAUUUAGUCGGUGUUGAAGAAAAGGGGCUGCUGGAGACUACGUAUUAUCCAAAGGAUGCAUUCAGACUCAGCUACUACCGUAAUCAGGUUAUCCAUUUGUUUAUAUCCGAAGCGAUUGGCUCCAUUGCUAUAUUCACACAAAUCCGUCGUACUGGCAAUGUAAUAGUAUCCAAAGCGGCUGUGCACUCUCAGGUACAGUUCUUAUCGACAUUGCUAGCAGGAGAGUUUGUGUUCAAACCAGAUGGCCUGGACAAUAACAUCAAUGAUACUCUAAGCUCAUUGCACAGACAGGGCAUUCUAACUGCACAUGACGAGGCAAGUGAUAUUGUAGAGAUGUCGAAUGCCGAGAUGAUUCGUGAGGGCGAAGUGUUCGAUUUCUACUGCUAUCUAUUAUGGCCCUUUAUUGACGGCUAUUGGACAGCUUCGAUUACACUAUUUGCAUUGGCUCCCUACAAACGGGUUCCUGCCAACUUGUUUUAUAACAUGGCGCAGACCCUGGCAAAGACUCUUUACCACGAAGGCGUCAUCGCUCAUUAUGAGGCUGUGAACAAAGAGAUGUUGAAGGAUGCCUUCCAGUACUUUGAGCAACAGGGUAUUCUAAUCCGACAUGUUGAUGAGAAUCGUAAAGCCGAUGUUUCGCUCGCACAAGAGUGGAUUCCCAAGGUAGACAGUAAGGGUCAUUUCAUUCCCUCCGGAAAGCUCUACGAGUUCUCUGAAGCCAUUGCUAUGUCGCGAAACAGACCCCUUAGGCACAGUCUCAUCCCAGGCAUGACUAGCCGUGUAUUUGAACUUCUACGUGAGGUUGGCCAGAAGCUGGAAGUCGCCAAGCUAUAA
Sugiyamaella lignohabitans is the source of this 2280-nucleotide messenger RNA. RefSeq lists its product as uncharacterized. NCBI's taxonomy places the organism in Eukaryota, Fungi, Ascomycota, Dipodascomycetes, Dipodascales, Trichomonascaceae. Gene Ontology annotation, cellular component: mitochondrial membrane. Bases 1 to 2280 code for a protein of 759 amino acids. The transcript has a single exon. The record is from RefSeq and is a predicted model, not a curated record.